This is a messenger RNA of Grammomys surdaster, 1580 nucleotides long. It is a transcript of the gene Ifnlr1, whose product is annotated as interferon lambda receptor 1. NCBI's taxonomy places the organism in Eukaryota, Metazoa, Chordata, Mammalia, Rodentia, Muridae. The coding region runs from base 21 to 1580 and encodes 519 amino acids. The transcript has 7 exons. The record is from RefSeq and is a predicted model, not a curated record. Gene Ontology annotation, molecular function: protein binding.
GGGACCCCCCCGGGACCGAAAUGUGGCGAGCUGGCCGGUGGGCGCCCCUACUCCUGUUUCUGUUGCAGAGCUCCCUAGGAAGGCCCCGUCCAGCCCCACCCAGAAAUGUGACACUGCUCUCCCAGAACUUCACUGUUUACCUGACAUGGCUCCCAGGCCUUGAUAGCCCCCCAAACGUGACCUAUUUCGUGACCUACCAAAGGUAUACCAAACCCUAUUGGCGAAAUGUGAAGCACUGUGCAGGCAUCAAGGCUCUGGUGUGUCCCCUGAUGAUGUGCCUGAAGAAACUGGACCUGUACAACAAGUUCAAAGGACGAGUACAGGCAGCUUCUGCACAUGGCAGGUCCCGAUGGGUGGAAUCCGGGUACCUGGAAUACCUUUUUGACGUGGAGCUAGCCCCACCCACCCUGGUGCUCACCCAGAUGGAGAAGGUCCUAAGGGUCAACGCUACCUACCAGCUGCCGCCUUGCAUGCCGUCGCUGGAACUGAAGUACCAGGUGGAAUUCUGGAAGGAGGGCCUGGGAAGCAAGACCCUGUUUCCUGGCACUCCAUACGACCAGCCAGUGCAGAUUCCUCUCCAGCAAGGUGCUAAUGGACGCUACUGCCUCAGCGCCAGAACCGUCUAUACCUUAAUUGACAUUAAGUACAGCCUGUUCUCUGAGCCCAGCUGCAUCUUCCUAGAGGCUCCAGGGGCCAGCCGAGCUGUCUUGGCGAUGCCCUUAAUCUUGCUUCUACUGAUAGCAGCGGCUGCAGCAGGUGUGGCAUGGAAGAAAAUGAAAGGGAACCCCUGGUUUCGGAGGGUGAAGACGCCCCAGGCACUGGACUUUUCUGAAUACAGAUACCGAGUGGCAGCCUUCCAGCCCAGUGGACCUGAGUUCUCAGAUAACUUGAUCCUCUGUCCCCAGAAGGAACUGACCAUAAGGAUCAGACCAGUCCCUCAGGUCAGAGAGCCAGCCACGCUACAGGUGGGACCAGAAAAAGACAGCACUGAGGAUGAAGAUGAGGACACAGAUGACGGUGACAGCAUCCAGCCCUACCUGGAACGGCCCCUUUUCAUCAGGGAGAAGCUCCAGGCUAUGGAGCACUCAGAGGCAGACGAAUCUGGGGUGGAUUCAGGGGGUCUUUGGACAUCCCCACUUGGGAGUGAAGGCUCCUCUGCAUGGGACUCUUCAGACAGGAGCUGGUCCAGCACAGGAGACUCGUCGUAUAAGGAUGAAGCUGGAUCUUCCAGCUGUUUGGACCAGAAGGAGCCGGACCAGGAGCCUCUGCCAUGCCUGGAAUUUUCUGAGGACUUGGGCACUGUGGAAGAGAUUCUGAAAGAUGACCUUUCUGGGUGGAGAAUUUGGGGUUCCUUAUCCCCAAAGAGAGAUCUGGCUGUGGAGCCCCCAGUUUCUCUUCAGACACUGACUUUCUGCUGGGACAGCAAUCCUGAGGAACAGGAAGAGGAAGAGGAGGAAGAGGAAGAGGAGGAAGACUGGGAACCAGAACCUAAGGAUAGCAACGCCGGCUAUUGGGGCACUUCAAGCCUCCAGAGGACAGAGGUCAGGCCUGGGGUGCUGGGAGAUUACAUGGUCAGGUGA